CCUCGCUGUAAUUCCGCUUCUUAAUUUGCUUCGGUAGAAAUUCCUCCAGUUCGGUCCCCUGCAUCCGCUGUUUGGACGAGUCGAAGGGCUUUCGCUUCUUGGUGGCCGACCGCUCGCAGAUUCUCGUGUGUUUCUCCAACGACUGUGGCUUGAACGUCCGUCCGCAUAUCGCGCACGGCAGCAGUACCGGCGGCUCAUCUGUUGCCAUUGAAAUUAAUCAAAUGCCGAUAAUUAUCACAGAUCCAGACUAAUUAAUCGAUUAUUUUCACGUGGUGAAGAUUUUCCUUCAAAUAUCGGGACUCGGCCGACUCGGCGAACGGGAGGUGGCGAUAGCGGUCACAAUGAUAUUGUCAGUGCGCGGCAGAGUCGUCAAGUCGAUGGUGAGGAGCCUCGCCAGACUUUACGUAUCGAACACCACGUUUGAGAGUGAGAAAUACGUCGAGAGCAAUGAAACAGAUGGGGUGAGGACGAUAACGCUAUGCCACGCGGCGACGAGAAAUUCCCUUUCCCUGGAAAUGAUGAAGAUCCUCCUCUGGAAUUUAACCAGAGAUAUGGAGAGUGAGAGCUUGCGGUCGAUCGUGAUCUCCGCAGCUCCUGGCAAGGUCUUCUCAGCGGGACACAAUCUCAAGGAGUUAGCUUCGGCUACAGGUAGUGAGCACCAUAAAGAGGUCUUCCAGACCGCUGCAGCUCUGAUGCAGACGAUAGCAACUGUACCGGUUCCUGUGAUCGCUGCAGUCGAUGGUCUUGCGGCUGCCGCCGGUUGUCAACUUGUCAGCGCCUGUGAUAUCGUUAUCUGCACUGAGCGGAGCAGUUUUUCCACUCCUGGGGCGAAUUUCGGAAUUUUUUGCUCAACACCAGGCAUCCCCUUGGUUCGAAACGUGCCCAGAAAAGUAGCCGCUCACAUGUUGUUCACGGGUCUUCCCAUCUCCGCGCAUGAAGCCUAUAACUCUGGACUCGUUAGCAAAGUCGUUGCUAACGAUCAACUAGAUGCGGAAGUGCAAAGAACCGCGGAUUCAAUAAAUUCAAAAAGUCGCUCGGUCGUUCGUUUGGGGAAGAACUUUUUCUACGAACAACUGGAACUCGAUGCAUCCACCGCAUACACCUACGGAACUGAGAUAAUGGUGGGAAACUUGCAAUUGAAGGACGGACAGGAAGGCAUCAACAGUUUUAUUGGGAAAAGAAAACCCAAAUGGAGCCACAAAUUCGGCAGAGAAGACGAUUAAAACAAACACGUGAAAUCGAUUAGACUGGAUUGUCUUAAACUGAGAGAAAAACGACAAAGUUCUCAAACAAGUCUUACUUGUGCCGAAAAAAUAGUUUUCUGAAAAUCA
This is a messenger RNA of Diachasma alloeum, 1331 nucleotides long. Its product is annotated as enoyl-CoA hydratase domain-containing protein 3, mitochondrial. Lineage: Eukaryota; Metazoa; Arthropoda; Insecta; Hymenoptera; Braconidae. The record is from RefSeq and is a predicted model, not a curated record. Gene Ontology annotation, molecular function: hydro-lyase activity. Bases 342 to 1223 code for a protein of 293 amino acids. Gene Ontology annotation, cellular component: mitochondrion. The transcript has 7 exons.